Molecule: messenger RNA, 637 nt
Organism: Macroventuria anomochaeta
Lineage: Eukaryota; Fungi; Ascomycota; Dothideomycetes; Pleosporales; Didymellaceae
Exons: 1
Source: RefSeq, a predicted model, not a curated record
UCACAACGCAAAAACUUUCUACGAUGCAAGUUCAUGGUAAGCUUUGCAAUACAGAUUUGCGAAUAGGCUAAACUGAUGAAUUAGCAAUGAGCUUUGUUUGGCAAGUACAACUAACAUUGACAGCCUAACUGACCUCAAAGAACUUGAAGGGCCUACGCUUUGUCAACACUUCACUUUCACGUAGUACAACCGCAUCUGUGUGAUCGACAUAAGCUAUGCUCGAGCAUCACCUCUACAUCAGGUCGCAGCCUAUCCGCAAGUCGACACGGGCAUGCAGAAAAGACUUCGGGCUUCACCGCCGCCGAUACCUUUGAUUUCGAAUGACCACGGCAUAGCAACUCCGAACUAUGAUCAAGGCCAUCAAACAUAUCUACUGCCCGUCUCAAAACCUUGCACGACUCAUGCCCUGCCUCACUUUACCGCAAGCCGAACGUCUACCAUGUCGGACCGCGACUCUCCCAAAACGACAUUGCCGGCCCGAGUUCGAUCAGAAAGGAUCCUGGGCCGCAUCUCAUUAGGAUAAACGCGACCCAGUAAGCCACGUUCAACGCACCUUCUCCGGAACAAUGAUGGUGCCGUGAGAUCACCCACCACCCACGCGGUUGGUAAUAACCGACCAACGGCUGAGAUCCUUGAC